Messenger RNA from Purpureocillium takamizusanense, 5205 nucleotides. RefSeq lists its product as uncharacterized. Gene Ontology annotation, biological process: microtubule cytoskeleton organization; protein phosphorylation; intracellular signal transduction. The transcript is spliced from 3 exons. NCBI's taxonomy places the organism in Eukaryota, Fungi, Ascomycota, Sordariomycetes, Hypocreales, Ophiocordycipitaceae. Bases 1196 to 4537 code for a protein of 1113 amino acids. Gene Ontology annotation, cellular component: cytoplasm. Gene Ontology annotation, molecular function: ATP binding; tau-protein kinase activity; protein serine/threonine kinase activity. The record is from RefSeq and is a predicted model, not a curated record.
CCCCCCCCCCCUUUCGCGCGUCCUCCUGCUGCGCUCAGGAGGCCGCGAGGCCGUAAUUGAGCAGCGACUGAACGCCCCGCCUGGACCCAGCAACAGUACCAGCAAUAGCAGCAGCCACCCAGCCGCCCGCCCCGGCCGCCUCUUCUCCUGCUCCUCAUCAUCAUCAUCCUCCUCCUCCUCUUCUUCCUUCUCUACCUUCGUCUCCCUCCCCCUCCCGCGGAGAGCUGGACCGACGGCGCGCGCAGCAAACCUAUCAAAAGGUCAAACAGGCACUAUCUCGCCGCCGACAACAUCGCGUCGCGACCUCGCAAAACGGGACCGAGUCUGUCGUUGUUGGGCCCGCUCCAAGCCGUCCGCCCGCCCGCCCGGCCGCGUCUUAGAGCCUCUCCACCUGCACGUCGAGCCUGCAUAAGGCCGGCUUGCCUGCCUGCAUCCAGCCCGAGCCUAGAGUGACCUUGCGGACGGACUGAUUGACUGGGUGUCGGUCGCGCGUGUGUGCAUCCAAUCCAAGACGUCGUCUGCUCAGCGCCUCGGUCGCGACGGUUUCCCGGACCACUACGUCGCCUCGUCGUCAGCACACGCGAAUCUCGCUGCUCGCCGGCCUCUCGGGACCAUGCGAUAGGGCGUUGUUGGCCUGCUUGCAGAGUUGGUACGUUUUGAAACUCCCCCCCGUUUGGCCACCUCGACGCUCUCUGUUCCUGAUUGCCGUGCGCGCGCCUCGUCACUGCGUACGGUCAUCCUGUGCACCCUUGCUCGGCACGGCGGCGUUUUUCUUUUUCGGCCCCUUGUUUCCUGUCGCGUCGCCGCCUCUCUGAACCCCGGCCUGGCAGCUGGGCGUUGCUGUGGUGUGUGGCCAGACAGAGGUGCUCCGGUCUGAGGUGUCUGCCUGGGCUGCCCGUAUGGUGCCGUCGGUGCGCGUGCGCUCCUCCAGCUGGACGCUGCCAAGGCCUGUUUUGGCGAGGCCGCACCCCCCCCAACGCCGCUGCCACCCUUUUGUCACCGCUUGCCUGGUCGGAGCUGUUUCCCGCUGACUGCUGCGCCCGCCUCUCAGCCGUCAACAACCUCGUGUCCUCCAAUUCGAUCUCACCGGUCCGCCUGCACUUGAACAAGCGAGCGUGGACUGCCUCUGCCAACACGGCCGCCAACGGCCUGUCACUGUCCCCGUCGCAGGCCCGAUUGCGUCGACGCGAGGAAGAUGUCGGCUGCGCUACAAACAGCUGCCCGCCAACCAACUGCAUUGGCGUCACCCCCCUUGCCCUCUCCCUCCGCCCGCCAGUACUCGACGCCGCACUCUUCCCCAAAUCGAGAGGCUUAUCAUGCCAAUCAGACAGCAACCGCAUCACCACCAUCUUCGAGGCGCCCUCCGUCCCGCAAGACGAGCGGGCACGCCCCCUCUGCCUCGCCCGACCUGACCGCCGUCUCGCGCCCGCCUCGCACCGCUCACGCCACCGGUUCCGCUUCUCACCAUCGGCCCUCGACCGCUGACCGCAUGUCCAACAUGCCUCCUGUCGCCCCUCCCCGAACCUCGUCCUCGGCCCACCAGCCGACGAGCUCCAGGAGGGAUCACGCUACCACCGACGGGGCCGCCGUGGCCGCCCAGAGACACGCCCAACACGAAUCCUCGCGAAGUGGUUCCCGGGGCGAUGCUAAUGGCCAGGCCGACAGCCAACGGACCAAGCGAGCUGUCAACUCCCAUGCACCCCAUGAUGCCGGCGCGCGACCGCCGAGCAGUCGCGAAGACCGCCCUGUCGACCUCUCGAUGUCCAUAAGAACAAAUCCGGCUUCCUCAUCAAGACAGCCUCGCGAAGCCAGUGAGAACUUGAUGCGGGCCACCUCCAACGCCGAAGAGCCCAGCACUCGCGAGGCCCGAGCGACGUACCAUGGCUCGACUUCGCAUGACGGCGAGGCGGCACCCGCCCCGACAGUAAACAUGUCUGCCGAAGCCCCUGCACCAGAAGAACAGCGACGGGGCGGUCGCAGUAGGCACGAUCACAGCCGAAGUCACAAGGGAACGUCAAAGUUUGGUGACUUCAUUCUGGGCAACACCAUCGGCGAGGGUGAAUUCGGCAAGGUCAAACUUGGCUGGAAACAGGACAGCAGCGUUCAGGUGGCCAUCAAACUCAUCAAGCGUGACACAGUCGGCAGCAACCCUUCUCGCCUCAGCAAGAUUAGACGCGAAGUCACCAUUUUGCGCGGCGUGCAGCACCCCAACAUUGUUCGGUUAAUAGACAUGAUAGAGACCGACAGAUACAUUGGCAUCAUCCUCGAAUACGCGUCGGGCGGCGAGCUGUUCGACUACAUCUUGAACCAUCGAUACCUGAAAGACAACUCCGCGCGGCGUCUGUUCUCCCAGCUCGUGUCCGGUGUGGGCUACUUACACAAGAAGGGAAUCGUGCAUCGCGACCUGAAGCUAGAGAACCUCUUGUUGGACCGCCAUCGGAACAUCAUCAUCACAGACUUUGGUUUCGCCAACACCUUCGACCCAAACGAAGAUCUGACCGACGAGGAGGAGCUCAAUCUCACGGAUCGCGAGUUCGUGAAGAGGUUGGGCCUGGACAAGGUCAAGGCCAAUGGCAUGCGCAAGGGUGACCUGAUGCAAACGAGCUGUGGCAGCCCUUGUUAUGCCGCGCCCGAGCUUGUCGUGAGCGAUUCUCUUUAUACUGGAAGGAAGGUUGAUGUUUGGAGCUGCGGUGUUAUCCUGUAUGCGAUGUUGGCAGGCUACCUGCCCUUUGACGACGACCCAGCGAAUCCGGAAGGCGACAACAUUAAUCUUUUAUACAAGUACAUUGUUUCGACCCCAUUGACGUUCCCUGAGUACGUCACCCCUCAUGCGCGCGACCUUUUACGGCGAAUCCUCGUCCCGAACCCGCGCAAGCGGGCCGACCUGUUCGAGGUUGCACGGCAUAGCUGGCUGAGCGAGUACGCCCAUGUCGUCGAGUUCAUCACCAGCUCCACAACUUUGCCUUCCGAAGUGCAGAACGCAUCGUCUCCCCAGGAGUUCACCGAGCAGCCCUCGAUUGAGCGGAGCGCGUCUGUGCGAGAGACGCCGAAACACAAGCCAGCGCCACCUACGCCGGUCGGAGGUCUGGCCAAGGCGCACGCCAAGAUUGACCAGGACAUCGAGCCUGCGUAUCGCACACCCAAGGAUGCCAAGCGUCGGACUGUGCAGGUCGAGUAUGUGGCGCCGACGACACAAACACAACGCGGAGCCGAUCCGACCGCCGCGCCCGCCUCCGCAGAAUAUGGGGACGUGCAAAAGACAUCGCCCAGAGACAAGCCUCUGCCUCAGGACCCUCCAGCAUCUGCCGACGGCUAUGCGAGGGCCUCACACCAGUCGAGGAGACCGCCGAGCUCUCACAACACGGGCAUACCGCGUCACACGCGAGACACGCGGGCCAUUUCCGACAAUGCAUUUGCAGGAGCGAGACCCCAGACCGGAGGCUCGAUGCAAUCCGGUGCGUCCAUGGGCCUGCAGUCGCGUGGCAAUUACGGGCAGCUAGUACCGCCCACGAUCGCCGACACGAACGUUCAAGGGCGCAUCCAGCAGCCGACCAACGCCGAGGGCGACGACGGGAGCACGGGUCAUCCCAGUGUGAGGGUUCCCCCCAAAUUCGCCAAGAUGACUGGCUUCCACGAGACCCGCGGCAACGAGGUCCGCGGCCACAAGAGGUCGAGCACCAUCGGCGACAUUGGUUCAAAACUUCUGGGUCGCAGCGGAUCCGUGUUCGGCGGCAAGAAUAAGAAACGCCCGGAGUCGCAAGCCGAGAAAGCCAAGAGGUAUCCCCCCGUCAGCAUGUCUAACGCUAUGCCUCAGGCCGAAGAACCUGUCUCUAGACCAUCUGUGGAAUCUCGUGCCUCGCGUCGCUCGUUCUCUCUUGGUCUCGGAAAGAAGCGCAGCGGCAGCAUGACGGGUUCGCAGGGUUCCGGCGAGAAGAAGGAUCGUCGACGCUUCUCCCUGCUUCCGGCAUCCUUCUCGCUCAAGUCCAUUGGCCUCGGCAAAGACUACUCGGAGACUCCACCCGCCGACAUGGACUCUCAGCAAGACCUGCCGAUACAGGCGCCCCGCGUGGAUCUGCCGAGGAGCGUGACCGCCCCUGAGGACGCGAGAGGGAGUUCGCCUUUUUUCGACAACAUGUAUGACAACAACGCGCCGCCCCAAGAGAGGGCAAACGCGAGUCCCGCCUACCACCAGCGGUACCGGUCUGACGGAAGAAGACCAAACGCCGUUCCGCAAUAUAUGCAGACAGGCUCCCACUUCAACAGCGCUUCCGAGUCGUCUGUGGACAUGCGCCGGCCACCAACGGAACCCCAGAUGGGCUCCUACCGACACGGCUACACAGAUUCCGAAGGCGACGAUGGGCGGCGAGUUGGGACCAGCCGUGGGAACCGAGGGGUUCUGCAGAAAAACCACAAGCGAUUUACCGACGCGUACGACCAGGGCGACUAUCGCGGCCACGAAGGCAGCAGCGGGGCUGCCAAGCGGGUAAUGGACUUUUUCCGGAGACGAGGCAAGGCCAGAGGAGGGGACGAUCGGUAACCCCAGCAUAGGCGACUUGCUUUUCUCUCAAACAUACCCUUGAUGCGAGACAUGCCAGACUGGCAUUGCCGCCGUUGGCGAAACGCUGCUGGAGGGGGCGGUGGAGUUGCUCAACAGGUUGAGGGCUCUGCGCCGUCACCCGUCGACGAUGCAGUACCCGACAACUGACGGCCGCCUCUUGACUCUCGGGCUACGAGCGCACCCGGCACUCAGCCCUAUCAGCACGCUUAAUCUUGUCUUUCCGUCACGGCCGAUGCUAUCGAAUCUCCCCUCCAGCGCCGAGAACGCAGCGCGUUGGGAAGACCUAAUGCGUUCGUAUAUUUUCCUUUCGUGUUUUUUCCUUUGUUCAUGUUUUUCUUUGGCGCAAAUGCCAGUUUGAUCUGAAGGUCACUUCAUAGCAAAGCCGCCCUCGUGGGAGGGCCACAAAGGGGGUCUGGAGGCACUUUGCUGAGCAUGGGCAAGCGUCGCAGCAUAGCCCAGAGCCGGAGGGGUUGUAUCUGGUGGUAUAAAUUUAUGUGUGAAUACUCUGUGAGCAUAAGCAUUGUGGUGGUGGUGGCGGCGGCGGCGGCUGGGGUGCGACUUUGAGCGGCGGUGGUGGAGGCCGGGAUUCGGCAUGGCAUGUCCCUGCUGGCUGAAACUCUUGAGGGGUAGGGGGCAGAGAGGGAGAG